This is a messenger RNA of Perca flavescens (yellow perch), 1623 nucleotides long. RefSeq names its product activator of 90 kDa heat shock protein ATPase homolog 1. Lineage: Eukaryota; Metazoa; Chordata; Actinopteri; Perciformes; Percidae. Gene Ontology annotation, cellular component: cytosol. The record is from RefSeq and is a predicted model, not a curated record. Gene Ontology annotation, biological process: protein folding; positive regulation of ATP-dependent activity. The transcript has 8 exons. The coding region runs from base 42 to 1073 and encodes 343 amino acids. Gene Ontology annotation, molecular function: protein-folding chaperone binding; ATPase activator activity.
GAGGGAGGGAGAGGGAGGGAGGGAGAGAGAGAAAGUUAAAGAUGGCUAAGUGGGGAGAAGGAGACCCUCGGUGGAUCGUGGAGCAGAGAGCUGACGCUACCAACGUCAACAACUGGCACUGGACAGAGCGUGAUGUCAGCGGCUGGUCAUCGGAGCGUCUGCGUCAGCUGUUGUUGGGGGUGCGAGUGGGGGGGCCGGAGGGCUCCGGUCAGCUGACCGACGUCAACAAACUGGACGGAGAGGCGUCCAUCAACAACCGCAAGGGCAAACUCUUCUUCUUCUACGAGUGGAGUCUCACAGCCAGCUGGCUCGGGACGGCGAGCAGCGGUGUGAAGUACCGAGGAACCGUCCACGUGGCCAACCUGUCGGACGAGAACGAGGCGGACGACCUCGACAUCUCGGUGUCUCUGUGUAAGGACCAGCCCGACACACCGCUACUCGGCCUGAUGAGGACACGCGGCGUCCAGGAGGUCCGCCGGGUUCUGGCCCAGUACGUCCAGCAGCUCAAAUCAGAGUUCAGCCAGGGGAUGAUCCUUCCCUCCAACCAACAGCAGAAGACGCCGCAGCCUCCGACACAGAAGAAGAAGCCGCUCCAGACAAGUCAGCCUCAGAUUAGCCCCGCCCCCAAGGCAUAUUCUGGCCCCGCCCCCCCCAGGGCCUCCUCUGGCCCCGCCCCCAGCCCUGCUACCUGCAGCUUUAAUCUGAAGGAAACCUUCCAGACGUCUGCUGCUGAGCUGUACACCACAUUCAUCAGCCAGGAGUUUGUGCAGGUGUUUACCCGCUCGGCGGCGGUGUUGGACGGGCGGCGAGGCGGCCGGUUCCAGAUGAUGGACGGCAGCGUCAGCGGCGAGUUCACCGAGCUGGUCCCUGAACGCAGCAUCCAGAUGAGGUGGCGCUUCAGGACGUGGCCCAGCGACUACUAUGCUGCGGUAAGUCUGGAGCUGCAGCAGCGCGGAGACGAGACGGAGCUCAGCAUGGCGUGCAGCGGCGUGCCGGCGGCCGAGGAGGACGCCACCAGAGAGGGCUGGCGCCGCUUCUACUUCCAGGCCAUCAGGCAGACGUUCGGAUACUGACCCGGUCCAACCCGGUCUGACGCGCAAACAGAGAACUGAUGUUUGUGGUACCUUUUUUUUUUUAGACAAUUUUGUAACUUUUCAUUUUACGUUAGUUAGCGACAAUAACCUUAAAAAAAGGGACAAAAAAAAUCUAAAACUGUGACAAAAAUGUCGGAAAAAGCGACAAAAACUCAAAAUCACAAAUGACAGAAUCAGAUUCUCAAACAGAAUCAGAACCAGAGACAGGAGAAGAGAGACCCGGUCCGACGGCCGACAUUUUUGUUACUUUUCAUUUUACGUUAGUUAGUGACAAUAACCUUAAAAAAAGGGACAAAAAAGUUUGAAAAAUUUGACACAAAAACUUUGAAAAAUGUGACAAAAAUUUCGGAAAAAGCAACAAAAACUUUGUAGAAAUCACGAAUGACUGUCAAACAGAAUCCGAACCAGAGACGGGAGAAUCCUGGACAAGGUCUUGGGUCCGAGGACAAGGUCUCGGGUCCGAGGACAAGGUCUCGGGUCGAAGGACAAGGUCUCGGGUCCGAGGACAAGGUCUCGGGUCGGAGGACAA